AUGGCGUCUUGGCAGGCUUGUUGGCAGGCAAGUCGAGCUGCCGUCUCUGGCCCAGACUCCCUGACCACUGGAGAACCGUACCUGUGGACGUCACACGCCAUGGUCGACAUCACCCCCGCCUUCGAUGGUCUUGUAGAGAUCUUUGGCCCAUUGGACCGCUUCUGGCAUUCUUGCUGCACCAGAUAG
This is a messenger RNA of Parastagonospora nodorum SN15, 186 nucleotides long. RefSeq lists its product as hypothetical. Lineage: Eukaryota; Fungi; Ascomycota; Dothideomycetes; Pleosporales; Phaeosphaeriaceae. The record is from RefSeq and is a predicted model, not a curated record. The transcript is spliced from 2 exons. The coding region runs from base 1 to 186 and encodes 61 amino acids.